GCAGAGGACCGCUGCUGUCGCCGAGGGAGCGCUGCGGAGCUGGUCGGCCGGAGCGGAGGCGAGGCGUCGCGUCGCGUCGCGUGAAGCCGCUGGCUUGAGGCGGUCCCCGCGGAAGCACCGCCGCCACCAUGUCUCGGGGCUCGAUCGAGAUCCCCCUCCGGGACACUGACGAGGUCAUUGAGCUUGACUUCGAUCAGUUACCGGAGGGGGAUGAAGUUAUAAGCAUUCUGAAACAAGAACAUACUCAGCUGCACAUAUGGAUUGCUCUCGCGUUGGAAUAUUACAAACAAGGCAAAACAGAAGAUUUUGUGAAACUGCUGGAGGCUGCUCGUAUAGAUGGAAACCUGGAUUAUAGAGACCAUGAGAAAGAUCAGAUGACUUGUUUAGACACCUUAGCAGCCUACUAUGUACAGCAGGCUCGGAAAGAAAAGAAUAAAGACAACAAGAAAGAGCUUAUUACACAAGCGACUCUGCUGUACACUAUGGCUGACAAAAUAAUAAUGUAUGAUCAGAACCACUUAUUGGGAAGAGCCUGUUUCUGUCUCCUGGAGGGUGAUAAAAUGGAUCAAGCUGAUGCACAAUUUCAUUUUGUGCUCAACCAGUCUCCAAAUAAUAUUCCAGCCCUUCUUGGUAAAGCAUGUAUUUCAUUCAACAAGAAGGAUUACAGAGGUGCACUUGCCUAUUACAAAAAAGCACUGCGAACCAACCCAGGCUGCCCAGCUGAAGUUCGGCUGGGCAUGGGCCAUUGCUUUGUAAAACUGAACAAGUUGGAAAAAGCUCGCCUGGCAUUCAGCAGGGCACUGGAACUCAAUUCCAAAUGUGUGGGAGCCUUAGUUGGAUUGGCUGUUCUGGAACUCAAUAAUAAAGAGGCUGAUUCAAUCAAAAAUGGUGUGCAGCUGCUUUCUAGAGCGUACACAAUUGAUCCUAGUAAUCCAAUGGUGUUAAACCACUUGGCUAAUCACUUCUUCUUCAAAAAGGAUUAUGGGAAGGUCCAGCACUUGGCCCUUCAUGCUUUCCAUAAUACAGAGGUUGAAGCGAUGCAGGCAGAGAGUUGCUACCAGUUAGCCAGGUCUUUUCAUGUUCAGGAAGAUUAUGAUCAAGCUUUCCAGUACUACUAUCAAGCUACACAGUUUGCUUCCUCUUCUUUUGUGCUACCAUUUUUUGGACUAGGACAAAUGUACAUUUACCGAGGAGACAAAGAAAAUGCAUCACAGUGUUUUGAAAAAGUUUUGAAAGCAUACCCUAACAAUUACGAGACUAUGAAGAUUCUUGGAUCCCUCUAUGCUGCUUCAGAGGAUCAAGACAAACGAGAUAUUGCGAAGGGUCAUUUGAAGAAGGUUACAGAACAGUACCCAGAUGAUGUAGAGGCCUGGAUUGAGCUUGCACAAAUCCUAGAGCAGACAGAUAUACAGGGUGCCCUUUCAGCUUAUGGUACAGCAACACGAAUUCUUCAGGAGAAGGUGCAAGCUGAUGUCCCUCCAGAAAUUUUGAAUAACGUGGGUGCCCUCCACUUCAGACUUGGAAACUUAGGAGAAGCAAAGAAAUACUUUUUGGCAUCUCUGGAUCGUGCUAAAGCAGAAGCUGAGCAUGAUGAGCAUUACUACAAUGCGAUCUCAGUCACGACAUCCUAUAACCUGGCCAGAUUGUAUGAAGCAAUGUGUGAAUUCCAUGAAGCAGAAAAAUUGUACAAAAACAUCUUAAGAGAGCAUCCAAACUAUGUUGACUGCUAUCUACGUUUAGGAGCUAUGGCUAGAGAUAAAGGCAACUUUUAUGAAGCUUCUGACUGGUUUAAAGAAGCGCUUCAAAUCAAUCAGGACCAUCCAGAUGCUUGGUCUCUAAUUGGUAAUCUUCAUUUGGCCAAACAAGAGUGGGGUCCAGGACAGAAGAAAUUCGAAAGAAUAUUGAAACAGCCAUCAACUCAGAAUGACACCUACUCUAUGUUGGCUCUGGGCAACGUGUGGUUACAAACUCUGCACCAGCCCACCAGAGACAGAGAAAAGGAAAAACGCCACCAGGAUCGUGCACUAGCCAUUUACAAGCAAGUGCUCAGGAAUGACCCAAAGAACUUGUAUGCAGCAAAUGGCAUUGGAGCUGUACUGGCACACAAAGGAUAUUUCCGUGAGGCUCGUGACGUUUUUGCUCAAGUGAGAGAGGCAACAGCAGAUAUCAGCGAUGUGUGGCUCAAUCUGGCACACAUUUAUGUGGAGCAGAAGCAGUACAUCAGUGCAGUACAGAUGUAUGAAAAUUGCCUUAGAAAAUUCUAUAAACACCAGAACACAGAGGUACUGUUGUAUUUGGCCCGAGCUCUCUUCAAAUGCGGCAAAUUACAGGAGUGUAAGCAGACACUGCUGAAGGCUAGACAUGUGGCACCCAGUGAUACAGUCCUAAUGUUCAAUGUUGCCCUGGUGCUGCAGAGGUUGGCUACCUCUGUUCUGAAAGAUGAGAAAAGUAAUCUGAAAGAAGUACUAAAUGCUGUGAAAGAACUGGAGCUAGCUCACAGAUACUUCAGUUACUUGAGUAAAGUGGGAGAUAAAAUGAGAUUUGAUUUGGCACUUGCUGCAACUGAAGCCAGGCAAUGCUCUGAUCUGCUGAGUCAAGCUCAGUAUCACGUGGCUCGGGCUCGCAAGCAGGAUGAAGAAGAGCGGGAGCUGCGAGCCAAACAAGAGCAAGAAAAGGAACUGCUGCGCCAGAAGUUACUCAAAGAACAGGAAGAAAAGCGCCUCAGGGAAAUGGAAGAGCAAAAGAAACUUUUGGAGCAGAGAGCCCAGUAUGUGGAGAAGACCAAGAAUAUUUUGAUGUUCACUGGGGAAGUUGAAGGAUCAAAAGAGAAAAAACGUGGUGGAGCUGGUCGGCGUUCCAAAAAAACUGGGGAAUUUGAUGAGUUUGUCAAUGAUGACAGUGAUGAAGAUCUCCCAGUGUCAAGGAAAAAGAAGAGGAGGAAGGGCAGUGGCAGUGAACAAGAUGGUGAGGAAGAAGACGGAGAGAAGAAAAAGAAGAAGAGGCGAAGGGCCCAGAAGGCAGAUGACGGUACUGAUGAUGAUGAAAAUGAGACCACACCCAGACCUAAAAAACGCCGCCCAGCCAAGACUGAGAAGAGAAGAAACGCUAAGCCAGAACGCCUGCCUCCUUCAAUGAAGGGGAAAAUUAAAUCUAAAGCAAUCAUUUCAUCAAGUGAUGACUCAUCUGAUGAAGAGAAACUCAAAAUUGCUGAUGAUGGAAACAUCAGGAACAGCAACAGUGAUUCAGAUGAUGCAGAGGCCCCUCGCAACAAGCGCAUCCUGUCAGACAGUGAUUCUGAUAACAGUAACAAGUCUGGUAGUGAGGGGGGCAGUCCUAGGCGAUCCAGCGCCCGCCCUUCAGAGGAGGACUCAGACAGUGAUGGAUCAGCAAGGAAGAGGAGACGGUCCGAUUCUGAAGUGUCUGACAACGAGUCAGUGCGGUCAGGGAGAAGCCAGUCUGUGCAGUCAGGGAGAAGCCACUCGGGUGGUUCUGAGAACGAAUCCCGCCCAGCUUCACGCAGUGCUGAUUCAGACAGAGUAUCUGAUAAUCAGGGCUCAGGUAACGAGUCUGAACCAGAGGCAUCCAACAAUGAGGGAUCUGAACGAGGCUCCUAUGGUGGAUCAGAUGACAGUGAUUAGAUUUCAGUGACUGCCUGUUUUUUAUAUAUAAACUGCUUUGUAAAUAGAUUUUGGCUUGUGAGCGAGUGAGUGGAAGAUACAGGCAUCCAUCUUUUAUAUUUGAAAACAUGAUUUAAAAACUGUACAACUAUGUUUUUGGAAAAAGUAUUAAAGUUGAAACAUUUCCUAUAACAUUUUUCUACUGAAAUAUAUACUUCCUAGAUCCCUGUGCUCCUCUAGAAUACAAUGUUUACAUAAACUCUGUACAUGAGAGAUCAAGAAUGCUGUAUAGGAGUUUAUGAAGCUUUGUCCAGGUGACAUAAGUUGGUAAUCCCGCAUCCAGUAAUGCCUGCUUAAGACUCCCUGAAACAGUACUUAAGCACAUUUAACUGGGUGGAAGAGUGUAGCCCAUGCUGUCUUGCCUAGUGUGUUGUAUUUGUUUUUAAUACAUACAUACACAGACACACACACACACACACACACAUACAUAUAUAUAUAUGGAAAGGAAUAUUGGUAGAACUCCAAGAAUUUCUCAAAUGGCAUAAAAAUGUUUGGGUUUACAAAGCUAUCCUGGCUAUGUAGCUCUUAUAAAAUAUAUUUUUAUGUUCUGUUAAAAUACAUAUGCACUGUAGAGAAAUUCCUAAAAUUGAAAGCAAACAUAGCAAAUAAUGCUGCAAGAAUGUAGAGAAAUGGCAGAUUUAUGACUUGGCAUAAUUUUUUUUAAAUUAGAACCUUUCUUGGUGUGGAAAGAUCUGCCUAUGGCAUUGAAUAAAAGCUGUUGCUACCAUA
Messenger RNA from Varanus komodoensis (Komodo dragon), 4406 nucleotides. It is a transcript of the gene CTR9, whose product is annotated as CTR9 homolog, Paf1/RNA polymerase II complex component. The record is from RefSeq and is a predicted model, not a curated record. The transcript is spliced from 25 exons. The coding region runs from base 129 to 3638 and encodes 1169 amino acids. Gene Ontology annotation, biological process: regulation of DNA-templated transcription. Gene Ontology annotation, molecular function: RNA polymerase II complex binding. Gene Ontology annotation, cellular component: Cdc73/Paf1 complex. NCBI's taxonomy places the organism in Eukaryota, Metazoa, Chordata, Lepidosauria, Squamata, Varanidae.